Exaiptasia diaphana is the source of this 570-nucleotide messenger RNA. Its product is annotated as zinc finger protein 106. Gene Ontology annotation, molecular function: SH3 domain binding; RNA binding. Gene Ontology annotation, cellular component: cytosol; membrane. The transcript has 6 exons. NCBI's taxonomy places the organism in Eukaryota, Metazoa, Cnidaria, Anthozoa, Actiniaria, Aiptasiidae. The record is from RefSeq and is a predicted model, not a curated record. The annotation marks the transcript as partial.
ACGGGAGAACUCCUUCGCAGUUACUGUGGACAGACGUUGAGUGUGAGUGGUCUUCAGGUGGUUGGACGAGUGCUGGUCUCGUCUUGUUUAGACAAGCUUAUUCGCUGCUAUGAUCUUAUGUCCGCAGAGCUGCUUCAAGCAUAUGGAGGACAAUCAGAUAUGAUUUUUUCUGUCCAUGUGUCAAAUGGAAGGAUCUACAGUGGUGGCCGAGAUGGAAAGUUAACGAGUGUGAAACUAGACUUGAGAGUGUAUCAUCCCUGUAAGUGGAAAGACUGUCAACUUAAUUUUGGUAUCUCGUCGCACAUGAAGGAUCAUUUGAAAGAAUCCCAUGUCAUUCAGCCUGGAACUAUAGAGAAGUGCCUUUGGGCAGACUGUGGUCAAGUUUUCGCGGAUUCUGAAGAAAUAGAGACUAUUAUGGACCAUGUCUUGGGUCACGUGGAUUCAAAGAACAGCAAUUCUAAAAACUGAUACAAGCACAGAUUCCCAUGUCAGCAUUCAUAGAAAUUCUUAUAAUUGUUCAAUUUGUAAUUACUAUAUAGCAUUAUUAAACCGUUAUUGAUCAUCAAGAAA